Molecule: messenger RNA, 504 nt
Organism: Saprolegnia diclina VS20
Lineage: Eukaryota; Oomycota; Saprolegniomycetes; Saprolegniales; Saprolegniaceae
Exons: 2
Coding region: 1-504 (167 amino acids)
Source: RefSeq, a predicted model, not a curated record
AUGCACGCCAGCGUCAAGAAGGCGCACAAGAUCGGCAAGACGCAGGUGAAGAGUGCCAAGCGCACGCCCAAGUGCGUGGGGACCGAAGUGAGUGUCCUCGGCGACGCCACGUACUGCGUCAAGGGCAGCGCGUGCUCGGGCUCGUCCAAGGCUGGUGUCUGCCCCUUGGCGAGCUCUGCGCCCAUUGCAGACUGCGUGCCGGGCAUUGCGUCCUUUGAUCCGUCGACGCAAACAUGCUCGCUGCCGGCCGACGCAACGUGCACGGACCUUGGCAACGGCGCCUUUGGCUGCGUACUCGAGUUGGCGACCCCUACGCCGACGACCGCAAGCGCAAGCACCGAGUCGGGCAAUUUCACGUGCACCGAUACCGAAGUGAGGCAACGCGUGCUCGGGCUCGUCCAAGACCGGCACUUGCCCCUUGGCAUCCGCAACCGCCACCGCCGACUGCGUUCCGGGCAUUCCGUCCUACGAUCCGAUCUCGAAGACGUGCACGCUCACCGAUGA